GGGGGCGCCUCCCGCCCCGCCGACGGCCACCCGCGGCCUCCGGCCGAGCCGCUUGCGCCCGGAGACGUCUUUAUCGCAGUCAAGACCACCAAAAAGUUUCACCGUGCGCGCCUUGACCUGCUACUCGAAACCUGGAUUUCGCGCCACAAGGAGAUGACAUUUAUCUUCACCGAUGGGGAGGACGAAGCCCUGGCCAGGCACAUGGGCAAUGUGGUCAACACUAACUGCUCCGCCGCCCACAGCCGCCAGGCUCUGUCCUGCAAGAUGGCUGUGGAGUACGACCACUUCAUCGAAUCUGGGAGGAAGUGGUUCUGCCAUGUGGACGAUGAUAACUACGUGAACCUGCGGGCUUUGCUGCGGCUGCUGGCCAGCUACCCGCACACACAGGACGUUUACAUAGGCAAGCCCAGCCUGGACCGGCCCAUCCAGGCCACCGAGCGGGUCAGCGAGAACAAGGUGCGUCCUGUCCACUUCUGGUUUGCCACUGGUGGGGCUGGCUUCUGCAUCAGCCGUGGACUGGCCCUGAAGAUGAGCCCAUGGGCCAGUGGGGGCCACUUCAUGAGCACAGCCGAGCGGAUCCGGCUGCCAGAUGACUGCACCAUCGGCUACAUCGUGGAGGCCCUGCUGGGUGUGCCCCUCAUUCGCAGCGGCCUCUUCCACUCCCACCUGGAGAACCUCCAGCAGGUGCCCACUUCCGAGCUCCACGAGCAGGUGACCCUGAGCUAUGGCAUGUUUGAAAACAAGCGGAAUGCCGUCCACGUGAAGGGGCCCUUCUCAGUGGAGGCUGACCCAUCUAGGUUCCGCUCCAUCCACUGCCACCUGUACCCGGACACACCCUGGUGUCCCCGCACUGCCAUCUUCUAGCAGCCAAGGCUAAGACCCCGUCCCUGGGCGUCCCUGGUAUCCAAAGGGCCCAGGGACACCUGUUAUGCUGCCCUGGCCUCGGCAUUCGAGGCUCCCAGGGCUGUGCGUGUGUGUGAACUGUGUGCUCACCCAGGUAGCAGACUGCUGGGCAGUUCUGCUGUGCAAAGUGGGCAAAAGUGCCCCUGGUCUGCUUUUCCAUGCUCUGGGGGUCACUGGGCUUCAGGGCCCUCGCCACAGAGGGACUUGUAUGUCAGAAGUCACUCUGAGGGCAGUUCUGUUAUCACUUUUGGAUCUCUUUGCAGCAGGGGACUCAGGGCUGCUCUGCAGGGACGUGUAGGUACCUUUCUCUUCCUGCUGAGUACAGGCUCUGUGCUGGGGGUCCCUGCUGUGGAGUCCCCCGUACAAGGGAGCCAUGCUCAGUGCAGGCGGAAGCUGGUUUGUGGGGGAGUGGCCCAAGCCCCCUCAUCCUCCUGAGCUCUAGCCUGGGUGCCGUGGCUUAGAGUAACGCAGCCACUGCCCAGUUCCAGGGGCCCCAUGAAACCCGCAGUGGCCAUCAGCUGGUGGAACAGUGGCUUCCCUCCCAGCUCUCCUGGGUGAGGGGUCUUCCGGGCCCCCUCAGAGAUCUUCCCUUUGUCUCUCCAUGAUCGGGUGAGUCAGAGCUGAGCGUUUUAUCUCCUCUCCAAAGUAGAGAGAAAGUCGCCCACAGUGGGCGUGCCUGUAAAUAUUGUGACAGUAUUUUUUUACUGUGCUGUUUUUUGAAAGGGGGUGGGUAAAAAGUAAGGGUGUUUUUGUUUUUUGUUUUUGGGGGGAGGGGGGAGUUCUUAUUUUAUCUUUUCUGUGGACCAGAAAAAGCAGAAGCCAAACUUGGGAUCAUCUCUGUUGUAAAAGCUCAAACGAGAAUGUCUGACACUCCACGUAUUUAUGCGUUCCAGUAUCUGGAAUCUCCCAUCCCUGCCCUCCCCCUACCUGGCAGUCAUGUCCCGCCAGGCCCAGCCUGGCUCACCUCUCCUGUGGGGGUGUGUUUUGUGUCCUGUUUUUCUCUUUGCAAAGACAUAGCUAGGAAAGUAAAUGAUAAGGGAGAAAUUCUCAGGGAAUUGAAGUGUUGUUGCUAUGGUGACAUCCUUUUGCUGUGAAUAAAGGUGCUCUUUGCGGCAA
This is a messenger RNA of Galeopterus variegatus (Sunda flying lemur), 2019 nucleotides long. RefSeq names its product LFNG O-fucosylpeptide 3-beta-N-acetylglucosaminyltransferase (gene LFNG). NCBI's taxonomy places the organism in Eukaryota, Metazoa, Chordata, Mammalia, Dermoptera, Cynocephalidae. The annotation marks the transcript as partial. The transcript has 8 exons. Gene Ontology annotation, cellular component: Golgi membrane. Gene Ontology annotation, molecular function: O-fucosylpeptide 3-beta-N-acetylglucosaminyltransferase activity. Gene Ontology annotation, biological process: pattern specification process; regulation of Notch signaling pathway. The record is from RefSeq and is a predicted model, not a curated record.